This is a messenger RNA of Panicum hallii, 1110 nucleotides long. Its product is annotated as transcriptional regulatory protein LGE1-like. Bases 104 to 775 code for a protein of 223 amino acids. NCBI's taxonomy places the organism in Eukaryota, Viridiplantae, Streptophyta, Magnoliopsida, Poales, Poaceae. The transcript is spliced from 3 exons. The record is from RefSeq and is a predicted model, not a curated record.
AGCAUCGCCAACAUCCAGAGACGUGGGGUCGGCUAGCUGCAGCCUAUCUUGUUCCUCCAAAGCCCAAAGAAGUGAGGAACGCUUCCUCGCUCCCUCGACCGAGAUGCCCAAGGAGAAGGAUGUCUACUUGGCCGGGAACAUCGGGAACUACUGCACUGGCCAGGGCAAGCAGGAUAUGCGCAAGCAGCAGAUGAAUAAUGGCCAAAAUGGUCAGCUUCCACCGGUGGAGCACUACACCGAGUACUCAUCAUCAAAUUCAUCGUACACCACCGCUGCAGCAUACCCACACCGCCCUCCUCCACCAUACCCACCGUACCCUCCUCGGAAGCCGCCGGCGGCGUACGGGUACCCUCAGCCUCAGCCGGGCUGGGACGACGGCUACCCUCCUCCUGAUUUGCCCCCUCCACCGGAGCCGUACGGUUACCCUCCUCAGCCAGGUUGGGGUGGCUACUACGGCGGCGGCGGCUACCCGCCACACCCAGGAGGUCACUGGGGCGGCCACGGCCACGGCCACGGAAGGCACAUGGGGUGGAUAGCAGCCGGAGCCGCCGCCGCCGGAGCUGGCGCUUAUGGAGUGUACAACCACCUCCACAACCACCACGGCCAUGGUAGAGGCUAUGCUGGGUACGGCCAUGGCCAUGGCCACCAUGGCAAGUUCAAGCAGGGGCACCAGGGCAAGUUUAAGCACUACGCUCACCACGAUGGCAAGUUUAACAAGCGUGCUGGGCAAGGCAAGUUCGCUGCCAAGCCCCCCGUCACAGCGCUGGAGACAUGAGGUCCAAGACCACCCUGAUGGAUAUUGGCCUCUACUUGCUGAAUAUUAGGAUAAAUAAACUCCGAUAUGAUCAUCCUCUGGUGCAGCCUGCUGCUUCCCUUUCAGGACUGCCCGAUCGAUCAUGUCAGGGAAUUAAAGCCUCUGCCUUUGUGACGUGUUUUCUAGCUACUAUUCCAAGCAGGGAGAUCGUGUCUGCAUGCUUUGUUUUGUUUUCGAGAAUACGCAGGAAAACUGCGUGUGUGUAUGUUUGUGUACCACUCUAGAGGUUUGUGUCUGGACCAUCACAUGGUUUGCUAAUAAGCAGCACAGAACUGAGUAACGUUGUCUUGAUGAUA